Molecule: messenger RNA, 1842 nt
Organism: Monosiga brevicollis MX1
Lineage: Eukaryota; Choanoflagellata; Craspedida; Salpingoecidae
Exons: 9
Coding region: 1-1842 (613 amino acids)
Biological process (GO): protein phosphorylation
Molecular function (GO): NAD+ poly-ADP-ribosyltransferase activity; protein binding; protein kinase activity
Source: RefSeq, a predicted model, not a curated record
AUGAGUGAUGAUGGAGAGCAGCUGUUGAGGGCGUGCUUGUCAUCAGAUCCACAAAGGGCGCUGCAGCUGUUGAGCAGUUGGGAUCCACGACGUAUUCGAGAUGCCGCCGCCACUUUGAACCGUGAUAUUCUGGAUGGCUGGACAGCACUGCACUGUGCCUGCCUUCGGAGCCAUGUAAAGGUAGUGGAGGUGCUGUUGAAGCACGGCGUUGAUGCCGAAGCCCAGACCAACUAUGGCCGAGCUCCACUGCACUAUGCCUGCGAGAAGGGCCAUGUCAAGGUGGUGGAGAUGCUGUUGAAGCACGGUGUUGAUGCCAAAGCCAGGGACGAUCUUGAGCUCCAUUACAACCAAAACCACAAGGUGUACAAAGCUCGUGCAGCGCUGCCAAAUCGGCCUGAGCAAGAACAGGAUUUGGCUGUCAAGGAGUAUGCAUUUGCCCAGCAACACAAGCAAAAUCAGUGUCGUACGUUUCUGCGCGAGCUUCGCGCCAUGCGCCAGCUUGAGCAUCCAAACAUCGUUCCAGUCCUCGGUGCGCUUGUGGGCGUGCAUGAUGGCCACCCAAGCGCCUAUCUGGUGCAGCCGUGGUGUACACAGGGGGAUCUGCAGCAGUGGCUCGGCAAGGCGCGGCAUCUGGCCACCUCGACCGUCGUUGCGAGUUUGAUGACGCAGCUGCGCAUGGCCCUGGCGUUUAUGCAUAGCAAGGGCCUGGUGCAUCGGGAUGUCAAGCUGAGCAAUGUGAUGCUGGACGGUGACGAGAACCAACCUGUUGUGCGGCUCGGCGAUUUCGACAUUACCAAGGCGGCUGCCGAAGCCACUAUGCUACCAUGCACAGCCACUGCGUCGUCGGGCACGACUGGCUAUAUAGCACCGGAGGUGCUAUUUGGAAUGGGUCGUGUAGGUGCACGACCGGCACAGGAUGCCUUUUCCUUUGGCUGUGUGCUAUACAACACCUACAUGUUUCCACAGACGGUGCCACCUGCUCGUUUACCCACGGACCAGCUUGCCGAUCAAUGCACAUGGGAUGCAGGGGCAGGAGGUGCAGAAUGCAGUUUUCCGCACUUGGCGGCUGAGAUGUGCAAUUCGACGAGCGAGUUGUACAAGGAAACACGGGCCUUGCUUGCAACAGAUCCAAAGCAGCGGCCAAAUCUCUUCAGCGCCGGGCAAAGAGUGCAGCGACCUGUCACGACUCAAGUUGUUGGGCCAGCUAUCGACGUUUUGCGCGACGCACCCGAGCUCAUCCCAGAGGUGGUUGAACUGCUACAGCAGCUGAGUGCUGACGGGCGAGGGCCAAGCAACAUUGCAGUGCGGCGGGUGGAGCGUGUGCAGAACCCCGUGCUGUGGGAACGGUACAGCGCCAAGCGAUGGGAGAUGCUGCACCGCAUUACAAGUCAGGAACACUAUGAUCAACUUCAUACGGCCACAGUAGAUGCGUUCUCGGGCUGUCCAGCUUUGCUUCGAAAUACACCCUGUCAAGAGCGCUUGUUGCUUCACGGCAUCGCCCCUGACACAAUGUUGCGCGACAAGAUUGUGCGCCUGGGCUUUGACUAUCGUUUCGCUGGUCGCAGCUCAGGCCACAAUUAUGGACUUGGUGUUUACUUGGCCAAUCAUCCCGGCAAGAGUCACCAAUAUGCGACGCCCGGAGAAAACGGUGAACGCAUGCUCAUUAUUACGCGAGUCCUGUGGGCCGUGCCUAUAGCGCUGGCUCCCCCGCUGCUGCCCAAUGCACACAACAAUGAGCGAUUUGAUUCUGUCAUUGCUACACCGCAAGUUACGUUUCGUGAGGUGAUAAUGUUCGACAAUGCCCAGAUUUACCCCGAACUAGUCGUCUACUACACUGCCUAG